Molecule: messenger RNA, 5515 nt
Organism: Porites evermanni
Lineage: Eukaryota; Metazoa; Cnidaria; Anthozoa; Scleractinia; Poritidae
Source: the annotation of a GenBank genome assembly
GGUAAAACGACUUUGUCCCACCAACAUCCGCUGAUCUGUCUGCAGAAUAGUACACGACGCCACAGUUGGAUAUGUGAUUUUUGUUCAAGGGCAAGCGAGGACCUGAUCAGGGAAACAUACUCCUACCGCUGCGAAGAAUGUGACUUUGACUUAUGUUUUGACUGUGUUCAACCAAGGCAACAUCCUGCUCAUUAUCAUGCUCUUGAAGUGACAGAGAGGGCCUAUAAUAUCCUCCAUAGCUGGUUUUGUGACAUUUGCGGAUGCCCAAACAAACCUGAUGAAACGUAAGUUCCUGAAAAUGACACCAUUUGAACUGAUCAUUGUGUUCUUUCAUGUAUUAUUUUAAGAACACACACAAAGAAUCGUCCAGGUGAGGGUACAGGGGCACCCAACGUCAACUUUCGGAAAAUAUCUGCUCGGAAGACGAUUUGAGAUCUAGAAUUUUCGGAAUAUUUGUUGUAAAAUUUCUUGUUUGCCUGCCUCUCCUAGGAUUUUCGAAGAUCUAAAAAAUGGUACAAUUGCCAAUUUUUAACAGAUUUUUACCCCAAAAAAGUCACCUUAAAUUUUCGGGAGCCUCUUUUCUGGCUGAAAUUUUCGAAAAGGUGAGUUUUGAUCCUUAAAAUUUUCGGAUCACUAGACUUUCAACUAGGAAAUCCGAACAGAUAACAAAAUUUUUAGGGGAUAAAAAUAUGCCUAUAUUUACUGUUUAAAUACUAAAAUACGUUUAACAAUACUAUGUUUAAGUGGUUUUGAACUAUAUUCUCGUUGGGUGCCCCUGAGGGUAGUGCUGGAAAAGGGUGUUGUUAGUGACGGAUUUGUUGACACGAGUGGAAGUCAGUCCAGUCAAUGUUGUUAUCAGUCUGUGGUGCUAGAAACCGAUUGAUCAGGUUAUCCGAUGAUGUUAUUGGCUGUUGGGACUGGUAUACAGUUUGUCAACAGCACGUAUUAGAUCUAUAUUGCUGUUGUAAUUUUUGAUCUGCAAAGCUGCGCCGUCCUGUUUGAAGUACAAGUUUUAUUCAACUAUUCGCCAACCUGCAUCAGGUAAUACAAAUGCUGCUCGCCAUCAAAUAUUAACGGUGCCAUAAGAAAUGAAGGCCAGCUACCUGAGGGACCUGAUGUAGCUCUAUGAGUAUGGAAAAGAACUUGUUCCUUUGUUAUAUGGUGGAUAUUUAACUUGCUCGUUCUACUUAUGGUGGCGCUGGUCGAGGGUGAACCGGGUUAGCCAUGAUUCAUUUUGAUGCUUAAUAUUUACUUUACAGGUUAUCACGUCAUUGUAAAGAAUGUGAUUUUGAUGCUUGUCGUGUUUGUUUUCAUCGUCACACCAUCGCGCUACACCAGCACCCACUGUUCAGAGUUGACUCGCAUUAUAUCUAUCCACAUACAAAGGGUGGCUGGCGUUGUAACAACUGUAAGUCUCGUCACCACGACCCAGCUGACAACUGGCCAUGGCAUUGCCACGAAUGUAAUUAUGAUCUUUGUGACAACUGCAUUGGUGCCACGCUCGCAGUCAAUACAGGUGAUCAAGCAUGUGACUUGACCACAAAUUAAUACUUUUUGUCAUCGACGUGUUGCCAUUUUUUGAUUCUCAGGUCACUUAAGGCUUGUAUGCAUAUUUUGAUAAAAUGCUAUUUAGAAUGUUUGCUUCUAUCAAUGAUCCCGAAAAUUGAACUACAAAUGCAGCUUAAUGGCCUUUAAGUUAGCAAUAUGAGACAUUUGAGAAGCGCAAAUUUUCGCCACGUGACUGAUAAUUGAGAAUUAACGGUCAAAAGUUUAAAAUAGGGAAAGGAUAAUGAAAGAGCAACACGUUCUUAAGUUUAGGUACAUUUCAGAAGCUAUCACGGUGGUCGGUUUCUAGGGCUUUUCCUACCGUACCUCUCAAAACUGAAAGUUUUAGGCCAGGAAAGUAGGUUGACAAAUUACCUGUUAAUUGAUUUUUAUUUUAUCCCAUGUGACUGCUAUUGUGACGUCAGAAAUGAUGUCUUAUCUCAAUCGAAUAAAAAGGCGUAAAGUUACAGCUAAUUAAAGAAAUUCACAUUUCCCGCCAAAUGACCAUAUAUGGUCAAAAUUAGGGGUUUUUUAAACGCGAGAAAAAUGAAUGUAUUGGCACAGGGGCAAAUCAUAAGGUUAUGAUUUACGUGUACUUGGUAUAUCGUGCACCAGCCGAUAAAUUAACCAAGGCACAAAAUAACAUAAUAAUCUUGUUAAAGAUUGUUAUGUAAACCUGACUUUUGCUUUAUCUUUGUCUUUUCAUAAACUGCACGUGCGGAGUAUGCACGUUUACCAAAACCUAGUUUUGUACGUGCAAAUCGAGCAAGAUUUUACGUAUCCUGUUGGCAGGAUGGCGAGCAAACCUUUUUUCAAGUACAAACCCUCUAAACAAAUAACCUGCCUUCAAAAUAAUGUUAUCGUAACUAGCCGAAAGCGACGCAGUUUGCGCGUAACUCAGAAACUCAAGCGCCAUUUUGAUGCAAGAAUUUUCUCCCUACCCCAGAUGGUAUUUCAUCGUCCAGAAAACAAAAUUUAUUUGAGGACCUACCCCUGCUUCGCAAUUUAUUGACACACAUUUCCACUUGACCAGCCGCAACCUGGGUUCUUUCUCGAAGCAAGAGAGAGAACUCUGGGAACGAGGUUGGUCAUAAUGAUGUAUUUCGUGACGAAAAACGCGUCAUAGCACCACAUGCCCUAAGUAAAAAAAAAGUACAAUUUUGAUUUUAUGCAAUUUUGUCCUUCCUCAUGUGCCAAAACAUUCAUUUUUCUCGCGUUUAAAAUACCCCUAAUUUUGACCAUAUAUGGUCAUUUGACGGUAAAUUUAAUUUUCUUAAAUUAGCUGUAACUUCACGCCAUUUUAUUCGAUUGAGAUGGGGCCUUCACAAUAUAUAUUCUUUUUGUGUAGCAAAAAUGUCUGUAACGUUUUAAACACUGCUUUUCAAAUUUUCAAUGUUGUUACUAAAAAUAGGUGUCACUUAUGACGUCAUACUUUCAAGAAACGUCAAAAAUAGCUUUACAAUGGUAAAUAUUUAACGAAAUUUUUUCUCUAAUUAAGAUGUUCUAAUGUGUUGCUUCAUUUGGAAUAUAAACUACUCCGCUGUGAGCCAAAUAUUGAAUUUAAGUUGCGGGAGGAAAAGCCCUAACAACCGACCAUCGUGUAUUAAAAAAAUUCUGAAAAAUUCAGAAUGUGUGUUUACGUUGUAUAGGAAUCAGUGAAUAAAGGGAAAAGGGUUACGUGACUUAUUAAUUGGUUAAAUAGCUAAUAGGAUAAAUACUAUUUCCAAUCAUACACGGCAGAUUUGAGAUUUACACUGUCAGUAUGUAACAUUUUGGUAGUGAAAAUUCCUAAGAUAAAGGUUUGCAACCCUUGGAAAACGUUGUUUGUCACGUUAUUGACGAAGUAAUGUCACGUGUUAUUUGUAAUCACGUUUCAAGUGUGUUUUUUUCGUUGAGCCACAUUUGUAGUUCACUUUUCAGGAUCACCGAUGGAAGCAAACCGUUCUGAACGACAUUUAUCAAAUUAUGCAUAUUAAAUUACGUAGUCAUGCCUCAAGUGGCCUGAGUUUGCAUUUUCUUCUAUGCUAUGUCUUAAGAAUUCAAAUACCACAUGUUUUCUUUUGUCACUGCACCAUGUUAAUUUACCUAGUGUAUGUUGUACAUGUUGUGGUUUAAAUUUAUCUUUGGCUUAAUAUUUUUCAACCUAGUUUGAUUUUCAUUUUUUCAUUAUCAUACUCUAAAACGAAGGGAAAUAAAAAUCAAACAGGCUUGAAAACAUUGAAACCAGAGAUAGAUUAAACUAUAACAUAGAUAUUUCGCAGAACUUUACCUUUACUUCACUUCGUGUCAAGUUUCGGCUCGCUGAACCUUCGUAUUUUUUUAGCAAUUAAGGGGGGUGGCUUUUCAGUGUUGUUGUUCUUCCCUUUUUCUUGUCACUUUUGAUGUAGGUUUUUUUGGUUUAAUUAGCCUAUAACCUUUUUUGUUAGAAAUUUACAUUCUUCGUUCUUCAAAAGGGAAAUUUGAUUGUUGGAUUGUGACCGAUUGUUGCUGUGUGUGAUAGGUGGUCCUUAGCUUUGCGAUAUCAGGACAGUUCCAAAUACAAAAGGCAAAAUUGUGUUAAUGUAAAGAAAAGAUUAGGAGUGAGAUAAACCCCCCAUUUUCGGAGCCGUUAUUGUCCUAGUAAUCAAGGAGUGGAUUUUGUAGUCCCACCUACCUAUGCAAAUUAGGUUCGUUUUGAGUGGAGAAGGGGUGGGGGUAGGAAGGUUCACUGCUGUGUCUUCCGUUUUGAAAACUCAGAACAAAUGGCAGAUGAGUAUUUUUGGUUUCAGCCCCACAACAGACUGCCUGCUGCUUCCACAAACAAACUCCGUGGUCACUUUUAAACAUGAACUUAAAACCUCUUCUUUUUAAAAGAUCCUUUAAGAGUUCACAUAUUUUAUAAGCUUCUUAGAUUAUUCUUAGACUUCAACGUUUUGAGGCUUAUAUGUCGUUUCUCUUCCAUUUUUCAGAUUUAGAAGACGAAGUAAAAAAGCUAGUCUCACCACACUUUUUAAGUGGUCUUCUAAUGCUAGAUGAUUUUGUCCAGAUUUUGAAUGAAACACCGAAUGAUGUCAGUGCAAUCGCUGCUCAACGAAUAAUGCCUGAUCUCCUUGGUCUUGUAAAGAAGUCUCACGAAGCAUUCUGUCAUGCUGAAUCCACAAUACACGAGAUAAAUGGCAGGUUGGACAACAACCUUCAGAUAAUUGUGGUAGAAGAGAAAAAUACAAAUGACAUCCUCAAACAAACUCAGGAAAGUUUAGCAAAACUGGAAGAGAAUAUGAAAGUUAAACAAGACGAGUAUGAUGAAGUCAAGGAACAACUUUCCAAGUUAGAUUCAAACCUUAGAAGAGAGAAAGAGUCUCUGCGACAAAAGAGAAAACAACUAGAAAUAGCUGAAAGAAAACGCAAUGGAGGAGUCCUGGUAGGUAGUGUCCUAGGAGGAAUAUUUGGCGGACCAGCUGGAGUCUUUACUGGUCGUUAUAUAGCUAAUGCUGUGCACAAGACUGAUGUCUCCAACGCUGAAGAAGCCGUCAACGAAGCUUCAUCUCAGGAAGAAAAAACCAGAAGAAGAUUUGCUGUCAAGCAAGAAGAACUCUCCAAAUUGGUACACGAACAAGAAGAACAAGAAAUAGUCAAGAGGUGGAGAUGCCAGGAGUUGGAACUGCUCAAGACAAGAAAGGAAGAUAUAAAAAAAUCCCAAAAACGUUUAGCAACACUGAAUGAAUCCAUUAAAAGUUGCACCACGUUUGUGGACACUACGACAUCACGAGCAAAGAUGAUGGCAGAUGAAGCGACUGGUGAGCUGCCUGAUAUUGAAGCCAUGGUUUUUCCCUUAAAAGCAAUUGCUGGUGAUCUCGCUGAAACGUCUCUUAGCAACAGCCGCCUGUUAUCUGGGCGUUUUGACAUAAAAGGAAUAGGUACCAAGAUCAAAGCAAUAACUUCCAAGGCACUAAAGGGUAAUCCAUCAAAUAACGUUGACCAAUGGGCAUGA